AUGGCAAACAUCAAGUACGUAAAGAAACGCUCUGGCGACGAACAGCAGCCCCAAGCAGCGCCAGUAGUACGCGACUUCGCCAUGCGCCCUAGCAGGACCUCUCAGCGCGCAGCAGCUUCUGAACCCGAACCUGAGCCCACACAUGUCCCUCAGAAGCCAGCGGCGUUCCCUUCGCUACCAGCCAACACUCCACCACCGCCGUUUGACCCGAAAUUCUCGGGUCAUGGUAUGAGAGAGCUGAUGGCGGCUAUCGAGACCGGCGACAAGACGCGCAUGGAACACAUCAAAGACCACUUCAAGAUUGAAUACGAGGCGGGUAAAGAUCCCUGGUAUGUGGCCUUGAGGCGUCGCUGGGACCCUAAGAUGGUCGAUUCCAAGACCAUCAUCGAGCAGAUAAAGGACGACUUCAUUCCCGGCACCUAUAUCAGUCGCUUCUACCCCGUAUGCUGCAUCCUGGGCCUCUCCAAGGCGAAGCUGGAUACGAUUAUGGCAGAGAACGCCGCAGUAUGGGAGACCGAGGCUGAGAUCCCACAAUACUUCAAAGACUACAGAAAACGAUACUCCAAUGCCAUCAUCGAUCCGGAUGAGCCUCCCCCCACCGAAGUAGUGAGGGCGAUCAGGUUCUUGAGACAGCAGAGGCUUCCUGUUAGUUUGUUGGGCGAGUGGCAGGCACUGCCGGGACCUGAAGCGUUUCAUCAGCCUUCAGAUAAUGAAGUAGCAGAAUCAAUGGAUGAAGUUAACCCGGUUUUCCGUUCUCAAAAGCGUAAAAGUAAACAACCAAACCACCUUUCGUGGAGACAGACCCGCAAGCUGUUAAAACGUGCUGAAGGACGGGAGGUUCGACAAGCCGCAGAAAGGCAAGAAGCAUCUAAAAAGCGGCGGCAAGAGCGAUGCCAAAAGUGUGACAAGGAAGGCCAUACAUUGUUGGAACUCGACGAGAGAGGAGUAUAUAAAUGUCCCGCGCGCCGACAAGAAGUCCUGCAACACCAGACAGAAGUCGACACCCUCCGCGCACAAGGCAACGCUGAAUAUGCAGCGCUCGAUCAACCCCCCGGUCCCAUGGACGCCGCCCCACUCCUCGAAUACUUUCACAAAUUGAAAGCCAACCCAAACUCAAAUCCAUGCCUCGCCCGGCAAGCAAACCCAGCCGCACACAAUCCAUACAUGUCUACAGACCCCAGAGACCCAUUCUAUCUACUAGAUUGCUUCGGACAACUUCUGACCCCUCCACCGAGUCCCUUUACCAAAGCGGGUUCAGCGAAAAGCAGUUUCUCAGGCAGUCUCUCAGACAUGGGGGAGCGCUAUAGCACACCGUCCCCACUGCUACAAGAAUUGUCCGCGUACACACUGCCAGAUCCGCCCGUUUGGCCGAAUACGGAUCACUUAGCUGGUGUACGUAUGCCUGUGCAAGAACAACAACAACAACAACAAACCUCGCAGCAAUCUGGACCGGCGCGACACGUACCGGCGCAACACGUACCGGCGCAACACGUACCGGCGCAACAAAUUUCGGCACAGAAUCUACCGGCACAGCAUCCACAAGCACAACCCAUACUAGCACCCCACAUACCCAAGAAACGCGGCCCAUAUAAGACAAAGGACAAGUCUCUCAAAGCGGCUAGUAUCUCGCCGAUCAAUAGAGUGGUUGGUAGAGGUGGUAUGGUCAGUUUGGGUCACUCGAAAGAAGUGACGGAUAUGCUCAAGGCACAGGCAGAGGCGCACGCACAAGCACAAGUCCAAGCCCAAGUACAAACACCGGUGCAAACACAACUUCAAGCACAAGUCCAACUCCAACCCCAAGCACCGGCACAGCCUCGGAACGAGGAAGUACAGAAGGAAGUUGAGACGAAGCUAGAUACGCCGCUGUUAACAGAUACCACGUUGAUAGAUGAGGAGAAGCCGGUAGAUGGAGGUGCGGUACUGCCGCCGUGUCCGUUUACGAAUCCGACGGAGACGGCGGCGGCGACGGCGCAAGAGCAGGGAGGUGUGUCGAUGGUGGGUAAGACGGCGGAUGGCCGUGAGAAGGGAAAGGGAAGGGCGGUGCAGAUAUAG
Messenger RNA from Alternaria ethzedia, 2052 nucleotides. RefSeq lists its product as uncharacterized. The transcript has 5 exons. The record is from RefSeq and is a predicted model, not a curated record. The coding region runs from base 1 to 2052 and encodes 683 amino acids. NCBI's taxonomy places the organism in Eukaryota, Fungi, Ascomycota, Dothideomycetes, Pleosporales, Pleosporaceae.